Molecule: messenger RNA, 2683 nt
Organism: Neogale vison (American mink)
Lineage: Eukaryota; Metazoa; Chordata; Mammalia; Carnivora; Mustelidae
Gene: CAPN3
Product: calpain 3
Exons: 24
Coding region: 1-2466 (821 amino acids)
Biological process (GO): proteolysis; negative regulation of apoptotic process
Cellular component (GO): cytoplasm
Molecular function (GO): calcium-dependent cysteine-type endopeptidase activity; calcium ion binding
Source: RefSeq, a predicted model, not a curated record
AUGCCAACUGUCAUUAGCCCAUCUGUGGCCCCACGGACGGGGGCUGAGCCCAGGUCCCCGGGGCCGAUUCCCCCGCCAGGCGAAGGUAAGACCACGGAGGCCGGGGGCACAAACCCAAGUGGCAUCUAUUCGGCCAUCAUCAGCCGCAAUUUCCCCAUUAUUGGAGUUAAAGAGAAGACAUUUGAGCAGCUUCACAAGAAAUGUCUGGAAAAGAAGGUUCUUUAUCUGGAUCCUGAGUUUCCACCCGAUGAGACCUCUCUCUUUUAUAGCCAGAAAUUCCCCAUCCAGUUCAUCUGGAAGAGACCUCCGGAAAUUUGUGAGAAUCCACGAUUUAUCAUUGGUGGAGCCAACAGAACUGACAUCUGUCAAGGAGAUCUAGGGGACUGCUGGUUUCUCGCAGCUAUUGCUUGCCUGACCCUGAAUGAGCGCCUGCUUUUCCGAGUCAUACCGCAUGAUCAGAGUUUCACCGAGAACUACGCAGGGAUCUUCCACUUCCAGUUCUGGCGCUACGGAGACUGGGUGGAUGUGGUUAUUGAUGACUGCCUGCCAACUUACAACAACCAACUGGUUUUCACCAAAUCCAACCACCGCAAUGAAUUCUGGAGUGCUCUGCUGGAGAAAGCUUAUGCUAAGCUUCACGGUUCCUAUGAGGCUCUGAAAGGUGGGAACACUACGGAGGCCAUGGAGGACUUCACAGGAGGGGUGACCGAGUUUUUUGAGAUCAAGGAUGCUCCCAGAGACAUGUACAAGAUCAUGAAGAAAGCCAUCGAGAGAGGCUCCCUCAUGGGCUGCUCCAUUGAUGAUGGCACAAACAUGACCUAUGGAACCUCUCCUUCUGGACUGAAAAUGGGGGAGUUGAUUGCACGGAUGGUGAGGAAUAUGGAUAACUCACAGCUCAGGGACUCAGACCUCCUCCCCAGAGGCUCAGAGGACAGACCGACCCGGACGAUUGUUCCGGUUCAGUAUGAAACAAGAAUGGCGUGUGGGCUAGUCAAGGGCCAUGCCUACUCGGUCACUGGGCUGGAGGAGGCCCUGUUCAAGGGGGAGAAAGUGAAGCUGGUGCGGCUCCGGAACCCAUGGGGCCAGGUGGAGUGGAACGGCUCGUGGAGUGAUGGCUGGAAGGACUGGAGCUUUGUGGACAAAGACGAGAAGGCCCGUCUGCAGCACCAGGUCACUGAGGAUGGAGAGUUCUGGAUGUCCUAUGACGAUUUCAUCUACCAUUUCACAAAGCUGGAGAUCUGCAACCUCACGGCUGAUGCCCUGGAGUCCGACAAGUUGCAGACCUGGACAGUGUCUGUGAACGAGGGCCGCUGGGUGAGGGGCUGCUCUGCCGGAGGCUGCCGCAACUUCCCAGACACUUUCUGGACCAACCCACAGUACCGUCUGAAGCUCCUGGAGGAGGACGAUGACCCCGACGACUCGGAGGUGAUCUGCAGCUUCCUGGUGGCCCUGAUGCAGAAGAACCGGCGGAAGGACCGGAAGCUGGGGGCCAACCUCUUCACUAUUGGCUUUGCCAUCUACGAGGUCCCCAAAGAGAUGCACGGGAAUAAGCAGCACCUGCAGAAGGAUUUCUUCCUGUACAAUGCCUCCAAGGCCAGGAGCAAGACCUACAUUAACAUGCGAGAGGUGUCCGAGCGCUUCCGCCUGCCUCCCAGCGAGUACGUCAUCGUGCCCUCCACCUAUGAGCCCCACCAGGAGGGAGAAUUCAUCCUCCGGGUCUUCUCUGAAAAGAGGAACCUCUCAGAGGAAGUUGAAAAUAUCAUCUCUGUGGACCGGCCAGUGAAAAAGAAAAAAACCAAGCCCAUCAUCUUCGUUUCGGACAGAGCAAACAGCAACAAGGAACUGGGUGUGGACCAGGAAUCAGAGGAGGGCAAAGACAAAACGAGCCCUGAUAAGCAAGAGAAAUCCCCACAGCCCCGGCAUGGCAACACUGACCAAGAGAGUGAGGAGCAGCUGCAAUUCCGGAACAUUUUCAGGCAGAUAGCAGGCGAUGACAUGGAGGUCUGUGCAGAUGAGCUCAAGAAUAUCCUUAACACAGUGGUGAACAAACAUAAGGACCUGAAGACACAAGGGUUCACGCUGGAGUCCUGCCGUAGCAUGAUUGCUCUCAUGGAUACAGACGGCUCUGGGAGGCUGAACUUGCAAGAGUUCCAUCACCUCUGGAAGAAGAUUAAAGCCUGGCAGAAAAUUUUCAAAAAUUAUGACACAGACCAUUCCGGCACCAUCAACAGCUAUGAGAUGCGAAACGCAGUCAAUGAUGCAGGCUUCCACCUCAACAGCCAGCUCUACGACAUCAUUACCAUGCGCUAUGCAGACAAGCACAUGAACAUCGACUUCGACAGCUUCAUCUGCUGCUUCGUCAGGCUGGAGGGCAUGUUCAGAGCUUUUAAUGCAUUUGACAAGGAUGGAGAUGGUAUCAUCAAACUCAACGUUCUAGAGUGGCUGCAGCUCACCAUGUAUGCCUGAACCGAGCUGGCCUCGUCCAAGGCCGUACAGAUCACUCAGGAUUGCCAUUUCAUCCAAUAUAUCUAGAGCCACUUACCUCAAAGGACACAGUAGCUGUGCCCCGCCCUGCCCCCAGCAAGCCUCCAUGUGCCUCAUCGGUCUUAUUCCUCCUCUACUUCGCUCCCCACUCGGCCUCAGGGCAUCUGUCCAUCUGUCACACCCACAUCGACCCUUCAGU